Molecule: messenger RNA, 1327 nt
Organism: Anopheles coluzzii
Lineage: Eukaryota; Metazoa; Arthropoda; Insecta; Diptera; Culicidae
Product: mitochondrial tRNA-specific 2-thiouridylase 1
Exons: 4
Coding region: 110-1276 (388 amino acids)
Biological process (GO): tRNA wobble position uridine thiolation
Cellular component (GO): mitochondrion
Molecular function (GO): sulfurtransferase activity
Source: RefSeq, a predicted model, not a curated record
GUUUGUUUUGAUGUGCUGCUCGCCCCAAAUAGCACCGGCAAAAUGUUCCAAGCGAGCCAUUGUCGUAACUUGAUGCAAUCGUGACCCGAAACCGAGGAGCAAAAAUCCAAUGUUUCGCCGUGUGGUGGUCGGUAUAUCCGGCGGCGUAGAUAGUGCAGUGUCCGCGUAUCUGCUCAAGAAGCGAGGCUUCGAGGUAUGCGGUGUCUUUAUGAAAAAUUGGGACCUAAUCGAUGAGUCCGGCUACUGUUCCGGGGAGCAGGAUUUCGAGGAUGCCCAGCGGCUGUGCCGGACGCUAAGCAUACCGCUGGAGGAGAUCAACUUUGUGAAGGACUACUGGGUGGAGGUGUUUGGAAACUUUCUCAAGGACUAUGAAGCAGGAAUUACGCCAAAUCCGGACAUUUUGUGCAACAGACACAUCAAGUUCAAUCGCUUCUUUCACCAUGCCCGCGAGCGGCUUGAUGCUGAUGCGAUCGCUACCGGCCACUAUGCCCGUACCAACUUUGGCCCAUUUCUGGAGCGGUACAAUGAAAAUGAAAAAGUACGCCUCCAGAUGGCACCGGAUCCGAUCAAAGAUCAAACGUUUUUCCUAUCACAAAUCUCCGCCGAAGCCCUGCGCCGCACAAUGUUCCCGAUCGGUGCCCUGACGAAGCCGCAAGUCAAGCGGCUAGCCAUCGAGGUAGGCCUCGAAGCGUACGCACGCAAGAAGGAAAGCAUGGGCAUCUGUUUCGUGGGCAAGCGUUCGUUCCAGCAGUUUAUCGGCGAGUACAUCGAAACCAAGCCGGGCCCGUUCGUGGACGUGGACAGUGGGCGGGAGGUGGGUCAGCAUGCCGGUCUGCAUCACUGGACGGUUGGGCAGAAGUGUAAGAUCGGUGGCUGCCCCCAGCCGUACUACGUGCUGCGGAAGCAUCGGGCAAGCAACGUGAUCGAGGUAGCGUCCGGACAUGAUCAUCCGCUGCUGUACACGGACAUGGUGUACACCGAGCAGCCGGUUUGGAUCAAUGCUCCGCCGGGGCUGUCGUCCGAGGGACGGGUUGUUCGGUGUGAAUUUCGCUUCCAGCACACGAAACCGCUGGUGGGUUGUAGCGUUAUCGAGACGCACGGGCGGCAGCUGUUUGUUAAGCUCGAUCGACCGCUUCGGGCGAUUACGCCGGGACAGUAUGCAGUAUUUUACCGCAACGAGGAAUGUUUCGGUAGUGCGCGAAUACUGCAACCGGGACCGUCGAUAGUGUACAGUGCUGCGGCGGGUGUGUCGCUGAAGAGUGAAGCUAGUGGGUAGGAAGGCCUAGAAAACCAUUCAAAAAUGAAGCAAAAACGAUUGUGAAGCACA